AAUUUUACGUAAGACUGGCGCUCCGCUUUCCUGGCGGAGAAGAUGGCGGCUCCUGGACCGGGGGAGUAUUUUAGUGUCGGGAGCCAUGUUUCUUGUCUCACUUGCUUGGGCCAGCGUCUGCAGGGAGAAGUGGUGGCCUUCGACUACCAGUCCAAGAUGUUGACUUUGAAAUGUGAUCCCUCCAGCAGAAAGCCAAAUCUCCACGACGUCAUCCUGAUCAAUUUAGCCUAUGUUUCUGAAGUGGAUAUAAUAAAUGAUCGCACUGAAACUCCUCCUCCUCUAGCAUCACUGAAUGUUAGCAAGCUUGCUAAUCGAGCACGGUCAGAGAAGGAGGACAAGCUGUCCCAAGCAUAUGCAAUCAGUGCUGGGGUUUCUGCGGAGGGCCAGCAUCUAUUCCAGACUAUUCACAAAACCAUCAAAGACUGUAAAUGGCAGGAGAAGAAUAUAAUGGUGAUGGACGACGUUGUAAUCUCACCCCCAUACCAGGCUGACAACUGCAAAGGCAAAGAGGGAAGUGCUUUAAGUCAUGUACGCAAAAUAGUUGAGAAACAUUUUAGAGACGUGGAAAGUCAGAAGCAACGUUCACAAGCACAGCAAACACAGAAGGACUCCUCUUUAUCAUCUUGAGUCAGCGCAGGGCAGUGUGGGUCGGGCCAGCCAGGGAAGGCAACACAGCGGCGGGUGGACGGCACGGCGGGAAGUCUGUCCCCACUGCCGGACGAGGUUGGCAUUCCUAGCCCUCGUUGUCAGAGACCAGGACGAUCCAGCGCUGAAGGGCACUGGGUCCAGAAGAACAAAAAAACAUUAACGAAAAAGACACACAAAAAAAGAGUUAAUCUUAAAUUAGACUUUAUAAAGAUAAUUUAAAA
Molecule: messenger RNA, 869 nt
Organism: Coregonus clupeaformis (lake whitefish)
Lineage: Eukaryota; Metazoa; Chordata; Actinopteri; Salmoniformes; Salmonidae
Product: protein LSM12 homolog A
Exons: 5
Coding region: 43-627 (194 amino acids)
Molecular function (GO): RNA binding
Source: RefSeq, a predicted model, not a curated record